Messenger RNA from Rhinocladiella mackenziei CBS 650.93, 1836 nucleotides. RefSeq lists its product as uncharacterized. Gene Ontology annotation, molecular function: alkaline phosphatase activity. Gene Ontology annotation, cellular component: fungal-type vacuole membrane. The record is from RefSeq and is a predicted model, not a curated record. Bases 1 to 1836 code for a protein of 611 amino acids. Gene Ontology annotation, biological process: dephosphorylation. Lineage: Eukaryota; Fungi; Ascomycota; Eurotiomycetes; Chaetothyriales; Herpotrichiellaceae. The transcript has a single exon.
AUGGCUCGAGGAGAUCAACCUCUUCUUGCCCGACCGGCAUCCCCCAACUCCUCCACCAACGACAUCGAGGAAGAAGACGCUCUAUUGACCGGCCGACCCACGAAUCGAUCACCCAGCAGAGCCCAGAAAUGGAAGGAACUUGGGCUUUUUGUCUGGGCUCUUCUUGCUACCGCGGCAGUCAUCAUUCUCGCCGUCGUAUACCAACAUGAGUCCUCGAUCGCGCACCCCAGGCCCAGAACAGGAGGAUGGGGACCAGACGGAAAACCCACGGGCAAGCGAAACGUCAUCUUUAUGGUGUCGGAUGGAAUGGGUCCAGCGUCUUUAUCCUUAACAAGGAGUUGGAGACAAUACAUGAGUGGACUCCCCGUCGACGAUGUUUUGGUCCUCGACAGACACCACAUCGGGUCCUCGCGGACUCGCAGCACCAGCAGUCUGGUGACCGACUCGGCCGCUGGUGCCACAGCCUUCUCCUGUGGAUUCAAGAGUUACAACGGGGCCAUUUCGGUUCUGCCGGACCAUACCCCAUGCGGGACGGUUUUGGAAGCUGCCAAAAGAACAGGGUAUAUGACUGGUCUGGUGGUGACUACGAGAAUCACCGAUGCGACUCCAGCCUGCUUUGCAGCCCAUGCCAAUCGAAGGGAAUAUGAAGAUCUCAUUGCCGAACAAAUGAUCGGCCAUUAUCCUUUGGGUCGUGUGGUCGACUUGAUGGUUGGCGGAGGAAGAUGCCAUUUCCUUCCCAAUACAACCGAAGGUUCCUGUCGAGGCGAUGAUAAGGAUGUCGUGGCAAUGGCUAAAGACAAGUUUGGCUUCAGCUACGUCGACAAUCGAAAAGACUUUGAUCACCUCGACCCAACAGAUGACAGCCUUCUCCCUCUCCUGGCUCUUAUUGCCAACACCGACGUUCCCUAUGAAAUCGACAGAGUGCACGUCUCGGAUAUCUACCCCAGUCAAGCCGAGAUGACCAAACUUGCUCUCCGGGCGUUAUCCGCAGCAACCAAAGACUCUGACAAGGGCUUCUUCCUCAUGGUUGAGGGCUCCAGGAUCGAUCACGCUGGACAUGGCAAUGACCCAGCUGCUCACGUACAUGAAGUCAUGGCCCACGAUGCCGCUUUCCAGGCCGUGUUAGACUUCCUCGACGAGGACGAGACAGAAGGCGUCCUCGUUUCUACAUCCGACCAUGAAACAGGCGGUCUUGCUACUGCCCGUCAACUCCACCAGUCUUACCCCAUGUAUCGUUGGUUUCCCGAAGCCCUGGCCAACGCAACACACUCGGGCGAAUAUUUGUCACGUCAAUGGCACGACUUCCUUGACGACUCAUCCGCGGCCUCACGUCAAGAGAAAGAAGAUAAGGUGGCCGAAUUAGUCGCCUCGGGCCUCGGAAUCCAAGACUAUACCAGCAAAGAAGUUGACGCCGUCGUCGAUGCGAAACCAAUCUGGCCGGCCAGCUACCUCUUCGCCGACAUGAUUUCUCGUCGCGCCCAAGUCGGCUGGUCUACGCAUGGCCACAGUGCCGUAGAUGUUAACAUCUACGCAUCCAACCCGGCUCAUGCACCUGGCUUGGUAGGAAACCAUGAGAACACCGAAGUGGGCAAGUUCAUAGCCGAGUACUUGGACCUCGACCUCGAAUCGAUCACCAAAGAGUUAAAGGAGAAGAAAGUCAAGACUUCAGGCGUUCCCGGACAAGAACAAGGCGAGGAAUGGGGUGAAUGGAUGGGUCCACCCGGCCUGGCCAACAAUGAGAAUGGUGAGCUCGUGCAUCUCGACGAGUAUCACGGGGAUUUCAAGCACAGAAAACGCGAGGCCGAGAUGGAUUGUGGAUGUGGGAUGAAGCACUGA